Messenger RNA from Caenorhabditis auriculariae, 8431 nucleotides. The record is from the annotation of a GenBank genome assembly. Lineage: Eukaryota; Metazoa; Nematoda; Chromadorea; Rhabditida; Rhabditidae.
AUGAUCCCUUCCUGGACCUAUUUGAUAGCGUUCAUGUCUGUUCAAGUCGUUGUUGUUGCUAUUCUUCACAUUACCUUCAUUGGAAUUCUUAUAAAAUGUUAUCCAGAAGACAAAAAGGUUGGAUUUGAAUGAUGUAACGUAACAGUGAAGAAGCUCUUACAGUACGAUUACUAUGCAGCUGUACUAUGGAUGGAACUAAUUACUUUACUUGGCUUCGCAACUUUCACUGAAGUCUGCUCGAUUUUCGUUCUAAAAACGCCUUACGAAGAGAUCAACUUGUUUGAUGCGAUUUGUUUUUUUGUUUCAAUGUUGUGUCCUUAUGUCCUGAUAUUUAUCGACGCUGUUCUAUGCCUUCAUCGAGUCUUCAGUUUUUUCGAAAUCGCAAAAGCCUUCCGCAGGAAUUUUAAAUUGUGAGAUAUUGAUACUCAAUAAAGAGCAGAAGGUGGUAUGAAAAAAACACCAGCGAAAAUCCAAACGGUGACUUUUCCGAUUUUUUCAUUUCGCUAGGGAACUUUCCGACGGUCACAUUUCCGACGGAUCCCUUUCCGACUUUUUUUCUCUUAUGUUUUUUUCAAUUUGCAAAAAAAUCUAUAAAAAUUUUUUUGUUUCUAUUUCUUUGUGUUUUAAUCAUCAACCAACUACCUACUUUAUAUAGAAAGAUUAAAAACGAAGAUUUUAUCGAGAAAAAAAGUCGGAAAAAGAUUCGUCGGAAAGGUAGCCGUCGGAAAGUUCCCUAGCGGUAUGAAAAAUUCGGAAAAGUCGCCGUUUGAAUUUUCGCUGGUCUUUUUUUCAUACCACCGAGCAGAACUAAAUAUUAGACGAUUGCAUAAAUUUGAAUAAAAAAAUUCAAAAAGUCAGGCUUCAAGAAAUCGGGUUUGAAUCAAUUUUAACCGAGAAAAAAAUUUUUACAAUUCAGAUACGAACGAAAAAUUUCUUUCUGAAGAGUUUUUCAUGAGGAUAUUUAUUUCGAUGAAAUAUUUCACUAACAGAAACAUAUAUGCUUCAAUUUCAGGCCCUUGGGCAUCGCAAUACUAUUCUCAAUACCUUUCGCAUCUCUCAUCGUAUCCUACACAACAAUGUCCAUACUUUUUGAUCUGGCUCCUAUAGAUUUUGCAGCUGAAACAGUUGUACUCCUCCAAACUCCCUACGAAGUAAAUUGAUUUUUUGAGUCAUUUCUCGAAAAGUUUUUCGAAAUCUACUUUUCCAAAAUUUUUAUCAAAUCCCCCGACUCACUACGGUCCAAAAGAUGAUUUUUAAAAAAAAAUUCAUUUUUUACGGAAUGUUUGAAGUUGGCGCUCGGUUAACGCAUGAUGCAACGAAUCUCAAAACGUUUUUUCAUUGGGAAAAUUCAGGUCGCCUUAACUAUGAAAAUGAUUCUGACAGUGUCGACGCCAUGUGGCUAUCUUCUUAUAUUGUGGAGUGUGAAUAAGCAAAAGUCGAUAAACUCGGUUUCAAACGCUCAGCGACACAGCGCAAUCAUUCUGCAGGCCUUACCAAUCUCUAUUUACUCGUUCGUGAGUUCAUAAUUAAAUGGAGAGCCAUAAGCAAUUCAAAGCUACAGGUCGUCUCAUUCGACAGAUUUUUCAUGAUCAAAAUUAUUGAUACUGAGUUUUACAACGGAGGAACUCUUCUUUUUGUCAUGCUCAUUCUCUUUUCAGGUGCAAGGGACUCAUCCUGUUUUCUUUACAUAAUGUUAAAUUUCAGGUUACAUCGUCCCUUUAUCAUUUAUUAUUGGAAACACUCAAAAAAGGAAGAUGUUUUUGUCUUUAAUGAAAUUGAAAAACAUCCAAGAAAUCAAAAAAUCGCGAAAAAUGAUGUUUACUGUAACCAAAACAGUUCGUUAGAAGCUCUGUGGUAAUGAAAGAACUGGUUUUUUGAAUAUCGUCUUGAUUUCCAUAGCAGAUGGGAUACCAUUCUCCAUAACUUUUCAUUAACGUAUUGUGAAAAAGAUUUUUUGCAGCUUUUACAGUAACCUUUAAGCACCUGCUUCCAUCCGCAAGUUAUAGUUUGAGCUAUUGAAAAAAAUGCAUUGCAUAUAAAUAUAAUAAUUUUUUUCACCUGUUCCAACCAUUUGGUUCUUAGGCUUCAUGGAUGAAAAAAAUCGUCUAUCGAAAAACAAUCCCGUCUGAAAUACAGUAGCCAAACUUCUACGUAAAUCAUCAACAUUGGUUCAAAUUUUUCUAUGCGAAUUUGAUAUCCAAAAAAAGAAAGUAGUUUUUUUACUUUGUACAUUCUUAUGGUUUUCAUUUAUUAAAUAUUCCGAAGUUUCCACCUGUCACAAUGGUUCAACCCUCUUACUUUCAUCAUUUCUUUCAGUCAAACUUCGAAAACUUGAGAUUAUUUUUGUUCUUCUUAGUAGGAGAAAAAUGAGUGAUCAAUUUUUCUUUGGCUAGCAUAGUCCCUUCUUAUGAACAUUUGUCUGUACUUCUCACAGCUCAAGUCGUCCUCGUUGCUGCACUUCACGUUAUCUUUAUCGGAAUUCUCAUAAAAUGCUAUCGAGAUGAUAAAAAGGUUUAAUCAAGAGAAUUUUCCCAUGUUUUAAUCGCGUAUAAUUUUUCUAUAAGUAGCCUUGGGUGAGAAAGAGUACGGAAAAAAAUGCACUUGCCGAACACUACAAAGUGAAAAAAGGUUUUAUCAGAACAAAAUUAGAAAAAAUUCGAAGGUUGCUUUUCACUGGGUAGCUUUAAAUUGGAGGGAACUGUCCUAGGUACCUUACCAUGAGAAAAACGAAAGAAAACGCGUGUUUACAGUUGAUAACUCGAAGGAAACCAUUUUAACCGUUUUCUGCACAUUUUGCCUUAGGCUUUUUUUUCGGUACCACAUGCUGUGAUAUAACUUUGCGUGUUUCGAGUAUUCUUAACUAAUAAUUGAAUAGAUCGCAUCAGACAAUCACAAACUUAAAAAAAUAAGAGAAUAAGAAAAGGGCUAUUGGUGGAAAUUCGUUGAUAAACAAAAAAAGAUGGAGAUUUUUAAUACGAAAUUUAGAAAAAAAUGCACAAAUUUUUUUCAGUACGAUUACUAUGCGGCAGUGCCGUGGAUGGAAGCUGUCUCUGUGAUUGGCUUCACGGGUUUCGCAGAAACUUUCUACAUUGUCAUUCUGGGGUUGACGUUCUCUCCUGUUGACAGAAGUCGUUUCUAUAUCGCCAUGUACUGCCCUUACACUUUGAUAUUCAUCGACGCUGUUUUAUGCCUUCAUCGAGUUUUCAGCUUUUUCAAUGUCGCAAAAGGCUUUUGCAGAAAUUUCAAAUGGUAAGGUUCUGAUAAUCGUUUCACUGUUCAGGAAAAGUUCGGUCACGUUCACUUAUUCCAGGAAUCUGCGGGGUUAAAUAUUAUCUUCCUUGUGCCAGAAAAAAAGUGAAAAUUUCAGUCUGUAAAAACCUUAAUCGAGAUAAUGCAUGAAAGUUCAAAAAAAAAAACGGACAAUCCAAUAAGAAAAAAGUUUUUCAGGCCUUUAGCAGUUUCAAUAAUCUCAUCGUGGCCUGUUGCCGCUUAUAUGGCCGCGUACACUACUUCUUCAAUACUCACUUAUUCGGAUCCGCGAAAUCCGAUAGCUCUCAAUAUCGACCGUUUCGAAACCCCAUACAAUGUAGGUUUUAUGUUUGAAAUCGAAACGCUAGUCGCCCGCGAAAAAAUGUAGCAUUGUAAAUAGGGACUGCCACCAAUGAAAAAUGAAAGAAAAAAAUGAAAGAAAAAUGAAAAGGAACCUAUAGAUAGGGACCACAGACCUAUUUUUCGAACUCAAGCUAGCUCCUCGUUUUUGUUAUAAAAACAAUGAUUUUAACAUGUAGUAUGCGAAAACAGAAAAGAAAAACGAAAAAUAUUAAGAAUAAGAGGAGAAAACAAUAUUUAAAAGUAAUUGAAAAGCAAAAAUUUUUGCACUGAAAUUUUGGUUUUGCGAAUUCUCAUGCAAUCUGCGCGCACCCUCAUUUGCAAGGUCGGCACGGUUUCAGGAGCCAAAAGAGAAAGUUUUACGAGCUGUAAUCCCACUUUACCAUCAUUUUCGUCUCAGUGACUGCACAAAUACAGCCUACAGUGCUCUUUGAAUCCCAUAAAAAUGUAAUUUCGCCCACUUUUAUUCACCUUUUUUUGUUGAAAAAAUUUUUUUCGGCGAUCUUGAAUUUUUUUGAUUUUUAUUGCUUUAUCUGUUUGAAAAUUAAAAAAACUCUUAUAAAUGAGUAAGAAAAAAACGCGUGUCUUCGACCGGGAAAUGUUUCAAAAUUACUCCCCAAAAAAAUUCUCCACCUUUUUUUCACCUUUCAAAAACAGUACAUUUGCUUGUAGUUGUCAACAAGUAUUAUUUGAGCAAUGUUUUUUUCUCAAUAUGAAAAAAAGCAUAAAAUUCUUCCAAUACUGCAUUGCAAUUGAGAAAAAUUUUUUUGAUUUUGCGCGCCUCUCAGUUUUUUUCGGCGAACAUAGAAUUUUUUUAUUUUUUUGGCUUAAAAAAAUUGCAUUUACUGUUUAUAAAUAGUUUUCAAAAAAUCAACUUUGUCCGCGACCUAGAUGAAUAUCAAAACGCAAAAUUAAGUUUAUUUUUCCGAACUCGCCUCACUAUUCCGUACGACACUCCGUUGAAACACAUGGAAAGUACCUAAAAACCUUUUCAACGGAAAGAGGAACUUUUUCUACAUAUAUGCUUAAAUUUUUUCAUCAUUUUUUUCAUUGUUUCUAUCGGCUGUACGAAACAAUCAAAGACGGAAUACCAAAAAAAUGGCCUUUUUUUCCCUCGCGAAAAGGGGCGGGGCUUUUGCGGUCGCUACCUAUAGAUUGAGGCAGCGAGAUUCAAUAAAUAACCAGGAUUUUUAGAAUAUUCAACCGAAAAACGUGAAAAAAAAUAAAAAAAAACAUUUUUGAUACCUCUUUUUUUGGCUUGAAAGCUGUUAAGGCAGGGUUACAUGGGUAGAUCAAAAAAAUGCAACUUGCACGCGCGCCUCCGUCCCCUUGUUCUUUUUUUCGAUUUAAUUGAUUGUAAUUUUUAAUUUAUUUACUAAAUUUCCAUCAGGAAAGUAAAAUUGAUUCAAACGAAAAUAAACAGUUACAAAGUGUAUAAAUUUAAAAAAACAUCAAAGUUGUCCUUGAAAUAAUUUCGAAAAGCGUUGCGUCGCGCAAAUUUGUUUCUCCCGCAUGCACCGCUCGCAGAACUGCAUACGCUCUUCAUUUUUUUUAAAAAUUUUUUUCGAAAAUUUUGUAUUUUAUCCAAACGCAGCCAAACCUCAUUUUUCGAGUUUUGACUCCCAGACGAUAGAGAAUUUGCUCAUCUAUAUGUUUCACUUUGUCCAAUCGUUGUCAGUCAAUGUUGGAAACAGAACAGAAAUUUCAAAAAAAGGGCGUUUUGGAUGUCAUUUUCAUUGCUUUUUUAUGAACAGAAUAUAACUUCUUUAUACGAGUUGCUGACCAUUCAAACAUAUUUGACAGCAUAGAUCCUUCAUUCCCAAUUUUUUUGAAAAACUUCUAUGUUCAAUGUUGCCUUUUUUUGCAAGAAAAAAGAUCAUAUGGUUGUCACUGGAAAAGUCGCCUUUUCAAAAAAAAUUUUGCUUCGAUGAACUUUCUCUGCGUUUCCAAUAUGAAAUUCUGAAUCUACGUGUGAAAUAAGAUAUUGGCCAAACCUAUUUCACCCAAUUAGGACUACUAUUCGCGCAAUUAGAAUAGCAAAAAAACGAAGUACUGAGCAAAAAAAAGCGACCCCGUGAGCAAAAAGCGACCCCGUGAGCAAAAAAAAAGCGACCCCGUGAGCAAAAAAAAGCGACCAAGUGAGCAGACCUUGGCGAUCCCAAAUUAUAAAACAUAAGUUCAAGUGAACCAGAAGUGUGUCAUAAGAAUUUUGUAGUCUUCUGCUAAUUGAAUGAAUCAAACUUCAAGAUUCAGGUCGCCUUGACAGUUAAAACAAUAAUAACAGUGUCUACGCCGUGUGGCUAUCUUCUCAUUUUGUGGAGCAUCCACAAAAAAUUAUCCAUAUCUUCAACUUCCAACGCUCGGAGUCAUAAAUCGGUUGUUUUUCAAACUUUGCCAAUAUCAGUUUAUUCUCUCGUAAGUAUAAAAUGAAGCCUAAAUGUUUCAGUAAUGUUAUAUUGCAGAUUACUUCUUUCGACCGAUAUUUUAUAAUCAUACCUUUCAAAUACCAAUUAGGCAAUCAAGGCGCUAUUAUUUUUAUUAGCACGAUUCUAAUGUCAGGUCCAGGCACAAAAUCACGAUUUUUUGGUUACAAUAACUUUUUAGGUUAUGUUGUACCUUUAUCUAUUAUUAUUGGAAACACACAGAAGCGUGAAUAUUUCGUGAACUUGGUCACGAUGAAAUACGUUCGAGAGAAAGCUAAAAGACGAAAGCCGAUUUUUAUCGUAAACAGAAGAGUCCACACCAAGAGUUUCGUUAUAUUGAACUAGUUUAGCUUUGGCUUGUGUGAAUAGAAAAAAGUGUAGCACAGUUUUCGAACCAGCGAAACAAAUAAAUUCAGUUGAAAUGAGGGUCUUCAAACUAUUAAAAAAGUGUCAUGGUUAAUGGAGACAGUUUUACUCAGAAAUUGACUGAAGUUGCGUUAUUUUGUCAAUUCAUAUCAAUCAAUUUAUUCAGUCUUUUAGAGUAAGAUGAAGAAAAAUCUGUGCUUUUUUUGAAAGCAGAAAGCUAAAAAGAAGAAAAACCGAUUUUUUUAUCGUAAACAGAAGAGUCCACACCAAGAGUUUCGUUAUAUUGAACUAGUUUAGCUUUGGUUUGUGUCCAUUGAAAAAAGUGUAGCACAGUUUUCGAACCAGCGAAACGAAUAAAUUCAAUUGAAAUGAGGGUCUUCAAACUAUUAAAAAAGUGUCAUGGUUGAUGAAGACAGUUUUACUCAGAAAUUGACUGAAGUUGCGUUAUUUUGUACUGAAAGAUUUUUCUGAUCCUUAUAUCUUUGUAUCCAGAAAAUUCGAAGACCAUCAAAAUUUUUCAACUGUAAAUUCUUGAUAUAAGUAUAUUUUUUUUUUCAAACAUGCACUAAAUCUCUAAACCGGCAAGGCCAUAGAAAAAUGAAGGUAACAUGCAAACACGACAUUUUCUCUCAACUUAAUUUAUGUUGCAAAGAUGGAAGUAUUUUUUUUUUGCAAAUUUCUUUGCUUCUCAAGAGCCCCAUUGACUACAUCCAAAACAGGUAAUUACAAAAAAAAAAUAAUUUUCAAGCCAACUCAGCUCGUCAAAAGUAACAAAAAAAGUGUCAGCAGCAAUUAUUUAUUGCUUCCGCUUUCAUAUUACUCGUGACUGUGAACAAAGUAUUUUCUUGUUUUUAUUUUGAAAAGAAAAAUCAGCCUCUGUUCACUGAAAAAAAACUCUGGUUACACCUGUCCGAACUGCUCAAUCUUCUGAGUUUGAAAAACUUUGAAAAAAACGCAGACAAGAACUACAGAAGUCUUUAUUUAUUCGGUCAACGUAUCAUGAACAAUCUCACAAUACUGGACGCAAAAAGUUCAUUAUAUCCGUUCACGGCUGUUUUCAUGCCGGCUCAGUUCAUAUUUCUUGGCAUCCUUCACCUUGUUUUUAUAGGAAUUCUCAUAAAAUGCUAUCGUGAUGAUAACAAGGUGAAUCCUGAAUUCAAAAAAAAAAAAAACGGUUCUUUAUAUAUUUCAGUACGAUUACUAUGCAGCAGUACCAUGCAUGGAAACGUUAGUCUGAUGGGUUUUUUAGGCCUACAGUACCGCUCAAAAGUCUAUUAACUUUUGGUUUUUUGGGGAUAUCUCAGCGAGUACUUAUCCGAUUUAUAUAUAACUUUCAGGGAUAAUGUAAAAUAUACUUUGAAACAUAUACGGUAUACAAAGACAUGUCCGCAAUGACUGUGACGCGUUUUUAGGCAUUUUUUUAUUGAAUUCCAUUUUUUUGUUUUUUAUGCUUUUUAUUUUUUUAUUUAUUUUUAUUAAAUUUUUUUAAAAUUAAUAAUGUUGCCAUAUGAUUUUUUUCAUGUUUUUCAGACAUGGGAAGAAUCUCUGGAAAAAAGGAUUUGACUGAUAACGACAAAAGAGCCAUCGUUGUGGGUCGUCAAAAUGGACUGACCAUGAUGACGUUGGCAGGAAUGUUCGGCGUGACAGAGGCGGUCAUUUCUCAGUUCCUAAAGCGUCAGAAAGCUCAAGAUGGCUCUACUAACAGCCAACGCACUGGAAGACCACGUGUCACUGAUCGUAAUGACGAUAGGAACAUUUUGAAGACGUCUAGAACCAAUCCAAGACUCACCGCCCCUGCGAUCAGACGGGAAGUUUUCUUGAAUUCGCCAUCUCCGCCAUCCGUCUCGACCGUGAAACGACGUCUGAAUGCUGCUGGAAUCAUGGGAAGACGUCCAGUGAAGAAACCGCUGAUUUCUGAAAAAGAAUCGAGUCGCCAGGGUGAAGUGGGCGAAGGAGCAUCUCAACUGGACCCGUCAAGACUGGAACAAGAUUCUGUCGUCCGACGAAAUCAAGUUCCUCCUCUUCGGAAGUGA